Molecule: messenger RNA, 318 nt
Organism: Cylicostephanus goldi
Lineage: Eukaryota; Metazoa; Nematoda; Chromadorea; Rhabditida; Strongylidae
Source: the annotation of a GenBank genome assembly
AUGUUUGCCUGGGUGGCACCUUAUGUACCGUACAACUAUGAGGACGUCCGCAUUAUCACGCCUAUUACGGUGCUGUUGACGUUGGUGCAAAUGGAGAAGGGUGAUAAGGAGAUCAGGACAUCGUACUUAACAUCGAUGGACAUUUGGUUUGCUGCUAUGAAGGCAUUUACUGCUCUCGAAAAGUAUCGUCUUACUCGACUCUAUCAUCGCUUCGACAGUAUAAGUCGAUUUUUAUCACCUGUCGUUUUUAUUAUGUUUUUCAUGUAUUAUGUGUUGUUCAUAGCUCAAGGCGAUGAUCGUGGUUGUGUAUCAAAAUAA